AUGUAUGGAUCAGAAUGUAAGCCAUGUUCUACCCUGCAGCCCUGUGUGAGUGUCUCAGAGGCAUCCUCCUUGUCCUCGUCCCUGUCCCCAGCCUCCGUCGCUAAGGACGUCUUCUUCAACAUCGCCACUGAGGAAAAGGAGGAUGAAAGUGACUAUGAGAACCCAAGCCUGGAUGAGGAUGUAGACAGCAGUGUGGAGGAUCUGCUGGGUUUAAGCUGCUCCUUCAUAGACUCAAACUAUUACAAAGACCAUCAAGGGGUACGCUCUGUAUCGGUUGCCACAGAAACCAGCCCUCCUACCCUGGGCUUUCCCAGUAGAUAUAGAGACAGUCCCCAGCACAGCUCCCAGCUCCAUCCCAAUCCACAUCCCUAUCCAUAUCCCUAUCAAGAGACUGAAAACAAAUCCAUACCCCAUCACACUAUUGUGGUCACCCAGUUCAACCCUAACCUGUUGCUGUCAGGCAGUGCCAUGGACGGCUAUAACAGUGAGUCGGUGGACCCUGUGGGUGUGGUGAGCACUAUGGUGAAUCUGAAUGGACCAGGAGGACAAGGAGACAUGAUGGAUUCUGACAGAGAGAGCUUCCCUAUCCUGAUCAGGUCCAUGUCUACAUCACGGAGACACAGCUUGGGCAUGCCCAUGUCUCCCAUCGACUUGGGGAGGAGGCUGAGCCUGGACGCCAUAGACAGCGAUGGAGAGAGGGAUGACUCUCUCCUCCGACCCUCCCACCUACAGGCCUUUAUAUACCCAGGAUGCCCUGAGCAGGAAGUGGAGGAGUCAGAUGGGACAGACCUCUCCAGAUCUGAAGCCAAGGAGACAGAAACGGAGGAGUGCAGUCGGUCUGGAAGGACAUACUCCAGAACAGAGAUUCUGGCCACAGAUGAGCGUGUUCACGUUGCACACGUGUCUCGCGUGGUGGAGACAUCUAAGAGGGCAGCAGGAGAGGAGCUGGACCCAGAGGAAGCCAACUUGCACACUGCAGAAGGACAGAGUCAUAUAGCCAGGCAGAGGACCACAAGGCCAGAGGGGAAGGAGACAGGAAGUAGUGUCACCUGGUAUGAAUUUCUCUCCAACGAAAAUGAGGAAGAGGAGGACCGAACAGAGAAAGUGGAGAAGGGAACCAAAGUGAAGCGCACCCUGAGCUCGCUUAGGAACAGAAUGACUGGCUCAUUCAACAAAGACAAGCAGGGUAAGAACCGAGAGAAAGAGCAGCAGAAGGGGAAGGAGAGGGAACCCAAAGAGAAAGAGAAACUGCAUCACAGUAGUAGCAGUGGGCAUAAUUUGGUGCCAGGCUCCUUCUCUAGCUGUGCCACCUGCUCACUGUGCAGUAAGGCCCUGCAGAAAAAGCAUGGUCUGCAGUGCCUGAGUGAGUAA
Molecule: messenger RNA, 1371 nt
Organism: Salvelinus namaycush (lake trout)
Lineage: Eukaryota; Metazoa; Chordata; Actinopteri; Salmoniformes; Salmonidae
Product: A-kinase anchor protein 13
Exons: 9
Coding region: 1-1371 (456 amino acids)
Source: RefSeq, a predicted model, not a curated record